Strigops habroptila (Kakapo) is the source of this 5299-nucleotide messenger RNA. RefSeq names its product coagulation factor IX-like. Gene Ontology annotation, molecular function: calcium ion binding; serine-type endopeptidase activity. Lineage: Eukaryota; Metazoa; Chordata; Aves; Psittaciformes; Psittacidae. The record is from RefSeq and is a predicted model, not a curated record. The transcript is spliced from 9 exons. Bases 1735 to 3561 code for a protein of 608 amino acids. Gene Ontology annotation, cellular component: extracellular region. Gene Ontology annotation, biological process: proteolysis.
GUGGGAGGGGACAGAAAAAGGUGUUUUAACAAUCAUUGUAGUGAUACAGUUCUGUCAUUUCAGCUUUACUGCAGCAUAUUCACAGUGCCUGUUUUGGUUUGCUCUGUAUUUGGAUAGUUUUUCUUUGAACACGGUAAAAUUAUAACAACAUCAUCAUUGCUUCCACUCAUUUGCAUCUUGCUCCAGUGCUCACAGAUUAAGCUGAUUCAGCUCUGUUUUUCCUGUUCUAUUCUUUGCACACUCAGUGCCUGAUUUUACCCCCCCCAAAGGCUUCCUUAGAACUCAAUGGGAAUUCUUUGUUAUUACAAAAAGAGAGGUUUAACUCCAAGCUUUUGCAUGCUCUAGUUAUCUUGAAGUCUGUAAAUCUCUUCUAAUUAGCAAGCUAAGCAAAUGCUUGUGUUUGUUCCUAUUCUAGUGAAUGCAGUCGGCUGCAGGCUAUUUUAGCAUUCCUGAUGCUUACUGAUAUGUGUGCCUGUGUUUGCGUCUGUGCCUGUAUAUCUGUGUGUCUGUCAGUAACUAAAAUGAACACACAUAGCACCAGUAAGUUCACGGGAAGUAGCAAUAGUCAAAAUUUAAGUUUAAAUCACAAUUUAUACUUGCUUUUAGUCUUAGCACUUAAGCUUGCUAAAUAUAAUUAAUCUUGUAGAAACAAAAAGCGAAACUAACUCUGCUGUAGUGAUGUAUGUUUCCAGAUCUCAGUCAGGAUUUGGACCCAUUUUUGGAUCAGUGGAGAACUUCAGUCUGCUAUGGUGAUGAGAUUGUUAAACGAAACAAACUUCAGGUAUAAUAACAUUGUAUUAGGCUUUGUAAGAAAUUUAAUAUGAUGACAGCAAAGAGGUUUAAUACCUCUUGAACUUGUGGACUUAGUCUUGUUGACUUACAAGCUGCUUACAUGUUUAAUAAGUGCUGAAGUUGAUUCAUGCAUUAAAGAAGUAGCAGUCAGGCUAAGGGCUUCGUGUUGGAGGUAAGCGGAGAAGAACAACACAGUCAGCAGCCUCUGUCUCUCUUUUUCUUUUUUCCCCUCCCCUCUUUCCUUUGGGACUGCAUUUAAGGAUAAAUGGACCUUAAAGAAUAAUGCUUUGAACAGCAGCCUUCCAGCCAGGGCCUGCAGCAAGAAUGCAUGCUUCUGAGAGGGCCAGCGUUGUUAGUCAUUGAGUUACAAGGAAAAAUGUUAUUGUGUUCAAAGCCAGUAAAAUAUGGGUCUAAUUAAAGGCAGAAACGUAAUGUCCAUGAAUAGCUGUGACUAUUACAGGGCAAUAUUUGCCUCGCUGCAGGUGACUGCUAUGAAUUCUUCUACAUGCUCCCAGCUCUGCGUGUUUUAACAGAUGCUUACAGAGCAGUUUGUGUAUUUUCCAGAUCAGUUGGUCUUACCUACUAAAAGAUGAUGGAGCGUCAGAAAUCUCUUAAAAAAUCUAGAUUUUCCUAAAGAAAUUUGUUGCAAAGAUGUGGCUUUCAUUGUUAGAGGAUGUUUUUAAGGACUUUUAAUUUAUUUUUUUUUUUAAUGCACACAUGUAUGUGUGUGGAAACACAUACACAGUUUUCUUCAGAUUUUGGAUUUUAAAUGUGUUUCAUAGAAUCCAGAAGGUUGUCUCUUCUCUGUCAAUAUUUGUGACUGGUUAAUGAUCAACCCCUUGACCUCCUGGCUGUUCCUGGUGUACAUCCAAAUCUCUGUCCUGUCUUUCCCUAAAAAAAAUAAAGAAAAAAAGGACUCAGCAGGAAGUCAGAGCAUUCUGAAUGCACACUAAAAUGGAGAGCCGUUCCUCAAUUGUGAUGUUUCUCCUGCUGAUGUGCUCCCUCAACAGCAGCUGUCCAUUUGCACAUUCAGUGUUCAUGAGGAAGGACGAAGCACACGAGGUGCUCAAAGUCCAUAAACGCGCCAACUAUUUUCUAGAAGAGAUUCGUCCAGGGAACCUGGAGAGAGAAUGCAACGAGGAGAAGUGUUCCUUUGAGGAGGCCAAGGAGAUCUUCCACUCACAGGAGAAAACGAUGGAGUUUUGGUUCAAUUACAGAGGUUUAAAUCCAUGUAAUACAAAUCCCUGUAACAACGGUGGAGUCUGCAAAAUAAGACACUACAAUUACUUUUGCAUCUGCCCCCCAAAAUUUGGAGGAGACAACUGUGAAAAAGAGAAGUUUGAGUGCUGGUACAAGAACGGCGGGUGCUGGCAGUACUGCAGGGACAGCAGCGCCUUUCACGUGGUGUGUUCCUGUGCCAAAGAUUACACCCUGCACGAGGAUGGGAAGAGAUGCGUGCAAGCAGCACCGUUUCCUUGUGGCCUGAUUAAAGCCAGGCAGGCUCUGGAGGAAGAGCGGCUGGGGCUGGAAAGACUCCCGAGGGGACUGCGUGAGCAUGGGGACGAUGAGGCCAAGAGGAAUGAGAGCACAGAGGGCACAGUUAGGCAAAUGGAGCUGAACCAAAGCGCUGCUGGGGAAAAUGAGACCUUAAAGGAUGGCUUUGGGCAGAGCACGCACACAGAGGGUGACACGGGACAAGCGGAGGUGACAGGGAACAAAACCCUGGUGGAUUCUGUGACACAGAUGCCACUGGGGGCGGGUGUCCCUGUGCAUGGUGGGGCAGUGGGGGGCACCCCCAGGCCUGGAGAGCCUGGGAGAGGCCCGGCUCCAUGGCAUGAGCCCACCCAGGGCCCUGUGUGGCAGGAGGAGACCACAGAGCCUGCUGCCAGGCAGGAAGAAGUGCUGGAAAAUGCCAUCCCAACAGCGCGGGCCGGGCUUCAUUGGAGCAGUGACCGGGGACGUGUUUCAGACAUGCCUCAGUUUGUCCAGAUAAAUGUCAGCUCUACUUUACAGCACAAUGGCUCCAGGAUAACGGGAGGAACUUUGUGUCAUCGUGGACACUGCCCCUGGCAGGUUUUAAUCCGGAAUAGCAAAGACAUUGGUUUCUGUGGAGGGAGUUUAAUCGGCAGCCGCUGGGUGGUCACUGCUGCUCACUGCCUCGAUCUCGUCAGGCCACACCAUGUCACCGUAGGAGACUUUGACAAGUAUCAAAGAGAAUUUAAAGAACAGAAGAUUUCUGUGGAACGGAGCUGGACACAUCCACAUUAUGAUUCAAAUGACUACAACAGCGACAUUGCCUUGUUGUACCUGAGCAGUGCCGUUGUUUUUAACGAGUAUGCAAUUCCCAUCUGCCUCCCGAGCCCCAGCCUGGCCACCCUGCUAUCCGAAGAAGGAAGAAUAGGGAUGGUAAGUGGCUGGGGUGCCACUCACGACAGGGGUUCGACUCUGCGCUUCCUCAUGAAAGUCCGUCUGCCCAUUGUGAACAUGGAGACCUGCCAGCGCUCAAUGGACAGGCUGGUCACUGAUAACAUGUUCUGUGCAGGGCACCACACCGAAGUGGCAGACGCCUGCAAAGGGGACAGCGGUGGCCCUUUCACCGUGUCUCACCACAACACCUGGUUUCUCUUGGGGAUUGUGAGCUGGGGAGAGGGCUGUGCUGAAAAAGGGAAAUACGGUGUGUACACCAGGGUGUCCAACUACAUCCCCUGGAUUAAAGAGAUUGUCGAGAGCGUAGCAGAUUCUGAAAACUUCUCCAUUAACUUUUCUUAGUGCCUUUGAAAUCAGGAACAAUUCUCUUAGUACAGUGUUUCAGUCUAAGACACUGUGCAGUUCCUGGCCUUAAUGGUGUAAAACCAAGAUUAUCUUCAAAGAAAUUUUGAGUCUGUUUGUUUACCAUAAAUGGUUAAAUUGUUCAUUUGACUAGUACCAAAAUACUUGUGUAUAAUAAAGAACUAUUCUGCAAACAACAAAGGAGGUGACUACACCCUUUCUUAAUGUAAGUUCCAACCAGAAAUGUUUUUUGUUUUAGAGAGAAAAAGUGCCUUCCAUUUCCCAGCCUACGUACAUCUCAAAGAAACAGGCAAACAGUCCUCUAUGUGAAUUACCUGUGCAUUUCUGGUAGUGCUGGCUGGCCUCCAGUUCUGAAGCACUGUGCUGAACACAGCACUCAGGGAUCUGUGACGUUUUGUCACCAACUACACCAGUUACCUCGGGUACAAUUCAGUGUACAAAUGUUUUCUGAUACAAACCCAAACUCUGUAUGGAAUCCUGUAUUACAAACGGCACUGGAAAAACCGCCCAGGAGGGAAUCCCCCUGCUGCAGGACUAUAUGGAAUGAAAUACUUGUGAACACACUUUAUGGGGAAAAGACAACACACCACCAAAGCAAUAAACAGCUUUUCCAUCAUCCUAAACUAAAAUGCAGGUUGAUGGUGUGCACCCAGCCAGCCCUCCAAGAGGCUAAUUCCCCCACACAUCAAAAGCAGCGCUUAAUGCCAAAAAUGUAAGUGAAAUAAAAUACUGGUGAGCCAGACUAAUAUCCUUCAGCUAAUCACCCCUUUGACUACCUACACUGUUGCUGCUUUCUGCUGCAACUAACAGGUGCUCUUUGUGACCCAUGUCAAAAGAACUUUUGAUUUUGUGACCUUUCUUAUAAUUCUCUAAAGUUUUAAUGUAAAACAACCCAGCACUCGCAGUGAUGAGUGGUUUUCCUCCUCAGCUUUGAUCAAAGCCUUGUCAAAGGCCAUUACCACCACCAUUGCACAAGAAGCCUUUUUUGUUUGCCUCCAGAGAACAGGUGAUGCUAAGCUAUUAAUUUUGUGGCAACAAACUGUAAUUAAAGAGCUCACAUGACCACCAGGGCCAAUACUUCAAGGAAACAGCUCUUUGGAUUUAAGAGUAGCCCACAACCCCAGAACUACCAAAAAUAAAGUCUGGGGGGAGGGUGCAGCAACAUGACACCAAAACCAAACCCUUGAAACUCUUGGCAUGCUAAAAAACACACACCUGAGGUCAGUUCCUGUGUCAUAAGCAUACCUGGAAAGAGCAGGUGCAGUUGUCUUCCAGCUCUGCUCGUCUUCUCUUGAGCCUUCCAUCAUGCUUUCAUGAACAAUGAAACCCUCUGAGUGGAAGAUGGUCAUUAUUUCUUAUCAAAAACACCACACAGGGAUCUCCAAAGACAGACCAACUGAUUAAUAAAGCUCUGAAUGAAGAGGGGACAGACAGUGGUAAACAGCAAACUAACAGUUACCAGCUUUUCCACAGCGCAGGUGGUCUGCAAAUACAUUCUCUUGAGCAAUCAACAAAGAGGCCCCCCCCCCCAAAAAAAACAGAAGAUGUUUUAUUGUUGCAAUACAACAAAUACAUGAUCUGUACAAAGGACACAACAGAGCAAGUUUAAAUAAAAUCAGGAGAAAGAAGUCUCAUAUUCACAGUCCUCAGACAUCAUCUUAUACCAGAACCUGAACCAACAAUUUAAAGAUUCACUAAAAAAAAAAAAAAAAAAAAA